Messenger RNA from Arachis stenosperma, 1158 nucleotides. RefSeq lists its product as uncharacterized. Bases 56 to 610 code for a protein of 184 amino acids. Lineage: Eukaryota; Viridiplantae; Streptophyta; Magnoliopsida; Fabales; Fabaceae. The transcript has 4 exons. The record is from RefSeq and is a predicted model, not a curated record.
GUGAGAGAGACUCUGAGCCUCAACAAUAAUCAAAUCCAUUCAUCAUCCGUUUGCUAUGGCUUCUUCUAGCUGUCAACAAAAUAAGCAUUCUCCUUCUACUUCUACUGUGAUUUGUUUCUUUAAGAUUAUUCUUAGACAAACUCUUCAAAACGAAGACUUUAUCAAAGAGCAGCUGCCAUGCAGUGGUCAGCAGCCGGUGAAAAGGCCAGAAGAACCAAAAACUAGAGAUGUGGAUAGCAGUCCCAACACCCAAAACAUGACACUUAACGAGGGACAGCAGAAGAAAAGAUUGAAUGAACCAUUGCCAAGAGAAGUCUGGGGCCAACCAAGGAAAACACUGAGAGCACCAGUGUCAUUUGCUUCUAAAGGUAGACAGUUGGAAAAUGACACACAAAUCAAGGAUGUGGAAAUAAGCUUCUAUUCGCACGGUAUUAAAUCUAAAGAAAAAAACCAUGAGAUGCCAGUGUCUGUCAAUCAAGAUUCUAAUGGCAAAAGGAAUAGAAGAAGAAAAGAUUCUGAAUCUCCUGUUAGGCCCUGUCCUACAAGACCUGAAUCUUUGAAAGAGCUAAAAAGUUUAAGUGGGAAAAGGCCUCUUUCAUCAUCAAGAUAAUGCAACGGUCUCAAACGAGAGCAUCAUGUUAUUUUGAAAAUAACCCCCCAAAAUGCAAAUAUAAGUUUUGGAAAGAAGUUGUUCCCUACUAAGUUGAUCUGUAGCCCAUCAUCAUGUGAUGCCUUUAUCUCUGCUGGUUGGAACCUUUUUGCUCGAGCUAGGAAAUUACAAGCCGGAGAUAUUUGUUUAAGCUCAUCAAUAGAAAAGAUCCGGUGCUUGAUGUUCAUAUUUGUCGUCGACAAUGCCGCGGUAAGGCAAUUGCUUAGAAAUUCUUAAGCCUGUGUUAUUCUGUAAAAAAUUAAGAUAUCAGUACAACAUUAAAAACAUAAUUAACUUUAAAAAUGGAAUAAAAUUUAGCAUUAUCCUCGUUAAAAAAAUUAUAUUUAAAAUUAAUUGGCCCUGUGUUUGACUUGGAGUACAUUUUACAAAUCUUUAAUUCUUCCCUUCCUUAAAACAUUUAUAGCAGCAGAGUUCCAAUCUUAAGGAAACUAUUGUUAGUUUUGGCUAAAAAUGCAGUUAGUUUAUGAAUGCAGUGAGUACUCCUUAAU